Messenger RNA from Suillus subalutaceus, 558 nucleotides. Its product is annotated as fructose-bisphosphate aldolase. NCBI's taxonomy places the organism in Eukaryota, Fungi, Basidiomycota, Agaricomycetes, Boletales, Suillaceae. Bases 144 to 485 code for a protein of 113 amino acids. Gene Ontology annotation, molecular function: fructose-bisphosphate aldolase activity. Gene Ontology annotation, cellular component: cytosol. Gene Ontology annotation, biological process: glycolytic process; fructose 1,6-bisphosphate metabolic process. The transcript is spliced from 3 exons. The record is from RefSeq and is a predicted model, not a curated record.
AAGCCUUGCUCGCUGUGCCGCUAUCAUUUGGUCAACAAGCCGAUCUGACCAUCGUAGAACCUGAUAUUUGACUUCGCUGAAGACGCGGACCUCAAGAAGAGCAUCAGGGUCCACGUGAGGAUAGCCAGUAUGUUUUAUGCGAGAUGCGCUGCACAUGGUGUGCUGCUGGAGGUUCUUUGAUUAAGCCUUCCUUUCCGCAAGCAUUCUUCGCAUUUCAGUCAACUGAGGAGAUUGGCUUGACCACCGUUAUAAUCCUUGCUCGUCAGGUCCCUGUCGCAGUUGAAGGCGUCGUCUUCAUUUCAGGUGGUCUUUCUGACUCUGAUGCAGUGAAGUUCCUCAACGCGGUCAAUGUCGUCGCCAACAAGGUUCUUGCCAACUCUCCUCUUUCUCCUCUACCUCAUCUUACACUUUCAUUUGGACGCGGUCUGCAAGGUGAUGCUAUGCAGAAGUGGGUGAAGGGUGAUACGCUGAUGAAAAAUCUGUGAGGCCAGGGCUAAGACUUGCCCACUCACGGCAAAAGGCGAAGCUCUAAGCCCAAAACAUCAGAACUCAUCCGUU